AUGAGCUUGAUUGCCUACGGCGCGGCGUUUCAAGAGCAGCGAUCCUCUUUAGAGUCGAGUGCGCCAGCCAGCGACGAUAGGGCAAGCUCCAGCGUAGAGCCGAUGAGUGAUGAGCCGAUUUCGGGGCACCCGCCAAAGAUCAUUCCUCGGCAUGGGCCACGGAGAGGAUCAAUUCGACCGUCUUUCAGAUAUGUGACAUGUGGUUCAGAUGGGAACAGCUACAAAAACAAGGGAUCCGGGCCCAUGUUUCAGCAGGCGGUUCUAGGGAAGAUGUCCAGGCUACCGGCCUCUUUGGUUGGAGACGAUAAUGCCGCUGCACAUACACUUGCCGAGAGUGCCACGUCAGAAGGAGCAAAGCUGGAGGGAGGAAUGAAAAAGGGCGAUGGUUUGGUCCUGCUCAAGUUAUUACAGGGGUUCAAGGCGACGCACCUGUUGCAGCAAAUCCUGAGGCACCUGAGUCCAUGGCUGUUGAUUCCGGAGUCCCACCAGCCAGAAAUGGAAGUGUCUCCAGCUGUCUCCGAAAAUGCUCCCGUCCCGGCCGCAAUGGAAGUAGACCCUAUGGUAGUUCCUAUUCCCGAUGAGAGUGAUGAGGACUUGUUGUUCGGCGAUGACUGUUGCUUUUUUACCCAUCCUGCGGAAGGGCAGGUGUGGGAACUGACUCUGCAUGAGACGGCGGUCCCGGUUGCUGAUCUUCCUUCGGAAAGCGAGGCUCUUCAGUACAUCCUUCUUGCCUCCGAUGAGAAGAAGAGGAGGGUGGAAGUUUACAUGCGUGAUCUCAGUAGGCAAGAGAGGGAGCUGUUUGACACAGCCAAAACGAAGGAAGUGAAGGCAUGGAUGGACCACAGAACGGACCCUGACUUGCAGACUGUCCCCAAUGAUGCCCCUACUUUAGCUAAAGAUGCCAGACAGCUUCUGUUGCAGAAGAUCGUUUCUCAGCGGUGGAAGUUGAUCAACUUCGACAUCUCCACUGCCUUUCUACAAGGCAAAGGGGAUGGACGGGCUUUGGGCAUUCGCGCACCUCCAGAAAUCAGGGCAGCUUUAGGGAUGAGGGACAGGGAUCAGUUACGGGGAAUCUACAGUUUCGGGGCUUAUGAAGAAAUGGACUUCGUUUUCACAGGCAUCCACUUCAAGCAGUGGGACGAUGGGAGCGUGGAAAUGGAUCAGCAUAAGUAUGUGGAGCAGAUUCAGCCUAUCCAUGUAGCGAGACUUCGGAGAGCUGAUCCAGAGUCCGAGCUCACAGGCCCUGAAGUCAAGGAGCUUCGCAGGAUCAAUGGUAGCCUUCAGUAUGCUGCUGUUCACACGCGGCCUGAUCUAGCAGCUAAGGCCAAAUCCCAUGCAGUUUCUAUCAUGAUAGUGCCCAUUGAGGAGUCGAAUGUCACCUUUUGCACCUUUUCCGAUGCCUCUUUCGCAACAAGCAGGGAUCAGAACUCAUACCAGGGAUGUUUAGUGCUUGCCACUGACUGGCGAAUGUUGGCAAAUGAAAGGGCCGUGGUGAUUCCGAUGGCUUGGUCGAGCAAGAAAAUCAACCGCGUAGUCAAGAGCACCCUUAGCGCUGAGGUAGUGUCACUCUGUGGGGCCAUCGACCGAAUGUCAUGGAUCCGGCUCUGUUGGGAGUGGUUCAAAGACCCCGGAGUUGAUAUCACUCGUCCCGACGAGAUCUUGAAGCGAGCUCCGUGUGCCUCCUUAGUCACUGACUGUAAGAGCGCAUAUGAUAUUGCUACCAAGACAGCGGUACCCAGUUGCACGGAACUCCGCACUCAACUCGAAUGUCUUCUUUUGCGAGAGCGCUUGCAAGAGAAUUGCAAGAUGCGUUGGAUUCAUUCCAAAGCCAUGCUGGCGGAUUGCCUUACGAAGACCAUGGAUAGUUCCCUUCUCCGUGAGUGUAUUCGUUUAGGGGGUUAUGCUCUAUUUGAUGAACAAAAGGUUCUUGAGGAUAGGGCGGGGAAGCGGCAAUCGCUGAAAUGGCUACGGGAUCAGAAUUCCGCUCCUUCGGACAAGCCGUCUGAGUGA
Molecule: messenger RNA, 2010 nt
Organism: Symbiodinium sp. CCMP2592
Lineage: Eukaryota; Dinophyceae; Suessiales; Symbiodiniaceae
Source: the annotation of a GenBank genome assembly